UCAGCAUGGCGGCCCCUGCGGCAGCCUUGGGAUCCUCAGCUCUGGGUCAGAGUGGUCCUGGAUCGAUGGCUCCCUGGUGCUCCGUGAGCAGCGGCCCAUCGCGCUACGUGCUCGGGAUGCAGGAGCUUUUCCGGGGCCACAGCAAGACGCGCGAGUUCCCGGCGCACAGCGCCAAAGUGCAUUCAGUGGCCUGGAGUUGCGACGGGCGCCGGUUGGCUUCAGGCUCCUUCGACAAGACAGCAAGCGUCUUCUUGUUGGAGAAAGACCGGUUGGUCAAAGAAAACAAUUACCGAGGACAUGGGGAUAGUGUGGACCAGCUUUGUUGGCAUCCGAGUAAUCCUGACCUCUUUGUCACUGCAUCUGGAGACAAAACCAUUCGCAUCUGGGACGUGAGGACUACAAAAUGCAUUGCCACUGUGAACACUAAAGGGGAGAAUAUCAAUAUCUGCUGGAGUCCUGAUGGACAGACCAUUGCCGUAGGCAACAAGGAUGAUGUGGUGACCUUCAUCGAUGCUAAGACUCACCGUUCCAAAGCAGAAGAACAGUUCAAGUUUGAGGUCAAUGAAAUUUCCUGGAACAAUGACAAUAACAUGUUCUUCCUGACAAAUGGCAAUGGUUGCAUCAACAUCCUCAGUUACCCAGAGCUGAAGCCUGUGCAGUCCAUCAACGCCCAUCCUUCCAACUGCAUCUGCAUCAAGUUUGACCCCAUGGGGAAGUACUUUGCCACAGGAAGUGCAGAUGCUUUGGUCAGCCUUUGGGAUGUGGAUGAGUUAGUGUGUGUGCGGUGCUUUUCCAGGCUGGAUUGGCCUGUGAGGACCCUCAGUUUCAGCCAUGAUGGGAAAAUGCUGGCCUCAGCAUCAGAAGAUCAUUUUAUUGACAUCGCUGAAGUAGAGACAGGCGACAAGCUGUGGGAAGUUCAGUGUGAGUCCCCGACCUUCACCGUGGCUUGGCACCCAAAAAGGCCUCUGCUGGCCUUUGCUUGUGAUGACAAAGAUGGCAAAUAUGACAGCAGUCGUGAAGCAGGAACUGUGAAACUGUUUGGGCUUCCUAAUGACUCCUGA
This is a messenger RNA of Chrysochloris asiatica (Cape golden mole), 1061 nucleotides long. It is a transcript of the gene THOC3, whose product is annotated as THO complex 3. Gene Ontology annotation, cellular component: THO complex part of transcription export complex. NCBI's taxonomy places the organism in Eukaryota, Metazoa, Chordata, Mammalia, Afrosoricida, Chrysochloridae. Gene Ontology annotation, molecular function: protein binding. The transcript has 6 exons. Gene Ontology annotation, biological process: mRNA export from nucleus. Bases 6 to 1061 code for a protein of 351 amino acids. The record is from RefSeq and is a predicted model, not a curated record.